Molecule: messenger RNA, 1142 nt
Organism: Tupaia belangeri chinensis (Chinese tree shrew)
Lineage: Eukaryota; Metazoa; Chordata; Mammalia; Scandentia; Tupaiidae
Gene: ZDHHC12
Product: zDHHC palmitoyltransferase 12
Exons: 5
Coding region: 46-846 (266 amino acids)
Biological process (GO): peptidyl-L-cysteine S-palmitoylation; protein targeting to membrane
Cellular component (GO): endoplasmic reticulum; Golgi apparatus
Molecular function (GO): protein-cysteine S-palmitoyltransferase activity
Source: RefSeq, a predicted model, not a curated record
CGCCCCUCAGAGCGCUUCUUCCGGGUGGGGCCCGGGGCCGAGGCGAUGGCGCCCUGGGCGCUCCUCAGCCCUGGGGUCCUGGUGCGGACCGGGCACACCGUGCUGACCUGGGGGAUCACGCUGGUGCUCUUCCUGCACGAUACCGAGCUGCGGCGGUGGGAGGAACAGGGGGAGCUGCUGCUGCCCCUUGCCUUCCUGCUCCUGGUGCUGGGCUCCCUGCUGCUCUACCUGGCCGUGUCACUCAUGGACCCUGGCUACGUGAGCCUUCAGCCCCAGCCCCAGGAGGAGCCCAAGGAGGAGCAGACAGCCAUGGUUCCUCAGGUCGUGCCCCUUCGGCGCUGCAGAUACUGCCUGGUGCUGCAGCCCCUGCGGGCCCGGCACUGCAGGGACUGCCGCCGCUGCGUCCGCCGCUACGACCACCACUGCCCCUGGAUGGAGAACUGCGUGGGGGAGCGCAACCAUCCGCUCUUCGUGGCCUACUUGGCCCUGCAGCUGGUGGUGCUUCUGUGGGGCCUGCACCUGGCCUGGUCCGGCCUCCGGUUCUUCCAGCCCUGGGGGCUGUGGCUGCGGUCCUGUGGGCUCCUGUUCGUCACCUUUCUGCUGCUGUCCCUCUCCUCCCUGGUGGCCGGCCUGCUGCUGGCCUCGCACCUGUACCUGGUGGCCAGCAACACCACCACUUGGGAGUUCAUCUCCUCACACCGCAUCGCCUACCUCCGCCAGCGCCCCAGCAACCCCUUCGACCGCGGCCUGACCCGCAACCUGGCCCACUUCUUCUGUGGGUGGCCCUCAGGGUCCUGGGAGACGCUCUGGGCUGAGGAGGAGGAGGGCAGGAGCCAGGUUGUUUAGGGUCCCUGGAGGCAGGGCCACCAUCCUGUGGCUGGAACCAGAAGGGCUGGCCCCAGCUGGGGCAGCGCUGGGGGCCUGGGCUCCUCACUCCUGCCACUCCUCCAGCUGGAGCAGAGCCUCAGGACGGAAUCCCUGCCUCCAGGGCAGUUCUGCUUUCCAAGGAAGGGGAGAGGAAGAGGACCUGGGGGCGGGCACAGAGGCUGGGGCCCCCACCCCAGCCGGCUGCCUCCACUGCAGUUUUACAGGUUUAAUAAUCCGCGAAGCCAGUCGAGCAUUAAAAAUACAAACCCCCCCAC